Phacochoerus africanus (Common warthog) is the source of this 5370-nucleotide messenger RNA. It is a transcript of the gene RANBP10, whose product is annotated as RAN binding protein 10. Gene Ontology annotation, cellular component: cytoplasm. Lineage: Eukaryota; Metazoa; Chordata; Mammalia; Artiodactyla; Suidae. Gene Ontology annotation, molecular function: protein binding. The transcript is spliced from 15 exons. Bases 16 to 1995 code for a protein of 659 amino acids. Gene Ontology annotation, biological process: cytoskeleton organization; cell surface receptor signaling pathway. The record is from RefSeq and is a predicted model, not a curated record.
GCAGCUCCCUCCAAGAUGGCGGCGGCGACGGCGGAUCCGGGAGCUGGGAGCCCGCAGGUUGGAGACUCCUCCGGCGGGGGCGCUGGGGGCGGGCUGCCGUCUCCGGGGGAGCAGGAACUGAGCCGGCGCCUGCAGCGCCUGUAUCCCGCGGUCAACCAGCAUGAGACGCCGCUGCCGCGCUCCUGGAGCCCCAAGGACAAGUACAACUAUAUCGGCCUCUCCCAGGGCAACCUCCGCGUCCACUACAAAGGUCAUGGCAAAAAUCACAAAGAUGCAGCCUCAGUGCGCGCCACCCACCCCAUACCUGCUGCCUGUGGCAUUUAUUACUUUGAGGUGAAGAUUGUCAGCAAAGGAAGAGAUGGGUACAUGGGAAUAGGACUCUCAGCUCAAGGAGUCAGCAUGAACAGACUUCCUGGUUGGGAUAAACAUUCCUAUGGUUACCAUGGUGAUGAUGGUCAUUCCUUCUGCUCCUCGGGGACUGGCCAGCCCUAUGGUCCGACAUUCACCACAGGAGAUGUGAUUGGUUGCUGUGUCAACCUCAUCAAUGGCACCUGCUUCUACACCAAGAAUGGCCACAGCCUUGGUGUAGCCUUCACAGACCUCCCGGCCAACCUCUACCCCACCGUAGGCCUGCAGACACCCGGGGAGAUUGUGGACGCCAACUUUGGGCAGCAGCCCUUCCUGUUUGACAUUGAGGACUACAUGCGGGAAUGGCGUGCCAAGGUCCAGGGCACUGUCCACUGCUUCCCCAUCAGUGCCCGGCUUGGCGAGUGGCAGGCGGUGCUGCAGAACAUGGUCUCAUCUUACCUGGUGCAUCAUGGGUAUUGUGCCACUGCCACGGCUUUUGCCCGAAUGACUGAAACCCCGAUUCAGGAAGAACAAGCAUCCAUAAAGAACAGACAAAAGAUUCAGAAGCUGGUGUUGGAGGGCCGUGUGGGUGAGGCCAUUGAGACUACACAGCGCUUCUAUCCAGGGCUGCUGGAGCACAACCCCAACUUGCUCUUCAUGCUCAAGUGCCGACAAUUUGUGGAAAUGGUGAAUGGGACUGACAGUGAAGUCCGCAGCUUGAGCUCCCGAAGCCCCAAAUCCCAGGACAGCUACCCAGGCUCCCCCAGCCUCAGCCCCCGCCAUGGCCCCAGUAGUUCCCACAUGCACAACACAGGAGCAGACAGUCCCAGCUGCAGCAAUGGAGUCGUGUCCACCAAGAGCAAGCAGAACCACAGUAAAUACCCUGCGCCGAGUUCCUCCUCUUCCUCCUCAUCCUCCUCAUCCUCCUCAUCUCCAUCCUCCGUCAAUUACUCCGAGUCCAACUCAACAGAUUCCACCAAGUCCCAGCCACACAGCAGUACCAGUAACCAGGAGACCAGAGGUGGUGACACUGAGAAUGUGGUUUCCUCCAAGGACAUCAGGCUUCUCAGAGCCCCCAGGGUCUAUGCUAAAGGAGCUUUUACUGGGCUUGACUUGCCGUCAGCCAGGUUGGACAGUGACAGUGAGAUGGAGAUGGAGGCAGAGCAUUACCCCAAUGGUGUGCUGGAGAGCAUGUCCACACGCAUCGUCAAUGGUGCCUACAAGCAUGAGGACCUGCAGACGGAUGAGUCCAGCAUGGAUGAUGGGCAUCCUCGGCGGCAGCUCUGCGGGGGCAAUCAGGCAGCCACAGAAAGGAUUAUCCUCUUUGGCCGUGAGCUACAGGCGCUGAGCGAGCAGCUGGGCCGAGAAUACGGCAAGAAUUUGGCCCACACGGAGAUGCUGCAGGAUGCCUUUAGCCUGCUUGCGUACUCAGACCCCUGGAGCUGCCCAGUUGGCCAGCAGCUGGACCCCAUCCAGAGGGAGCCUGUGUGCGCUGCCCUCAACAGCGCCAUUUUAGAGUCUCAGAACCUGCCAAAGCAGCCCCCUCUGAUGCUUGCCCUGGGCCAGGCAUCUGAAUGUCUGCGGCUCAUGGCCAGAGCGGGCCUGGGAUCUUGCUCUUUUGCCAGAGUCGAUGACUACUUGCACUAGCUGACCACACACUGGCUGGCCUCACCUGGCCCUCCCUCGGCCCAGGGCUGGAGCAGCCCUGCCCUCCAUCGGCACCUGGUGCAGGGACCUGGGAGCCAUGGGCAGAGUCCACUCCUGCCUGGCCUCCCCUCUUCCCUCCCUCCCUUCCUUUUUCCUUCCUUUCUUCCUCCUUCCUUCCUUCCUUCCUCCCUCCCUCCCUUCCUUCCUUUCUUUUAUCUCCACCCUCAGUCUCUCUCUCUCCCCCUUCACGUGCAGCGGCCUAUGACACAGUAUUGGCUGGUUUCUCUCAUGUAGCGCCUUCUAUUUUGAAAGGGGGGGAUUGUUUUGAGGAGGGGUUGGGGUUUUUUAAUCUUUUUUUUCCUCCUGACUGAGCCACCAGUAUUUAUCUCUGGAGAGUUUGUGCUGAGCUGGUUUCUGCUUAUUUAGUGAUGAAGCCAAUCCAAGUUGGUGAUAGCUUAUUAUUUUCAUAAGUAAAAAAAAUUGAGAGAUUAUAUAUAUAUAUAUAUAAAUAUAAAAAAAGACACAGUAUUUAUCGUAGUGUUAGUGGUCCAGCACCUCUUGGGUGAGGCUGUCCAGACACCAUAUGUUUUUAUUUGAGUCUAACUCAUUAAAAAGAAUCAUCUCUGUCACCUCAGCCAAGUGAUUCAUUCAUUUCAGGCUUCCCCUUUGUUGAGCCACAGGCCCAGCUGCAGCCUAGGGAAACCCAGUAGGCUUUGUGGGAGCCUCAUAGUGGGCAGGUCAGGGUAAGCUGGUUUGCAGCAUCUGAGAGGAGUGCGUUCCUAGGCCCCUGAGAGCCAAAUGGAGCAGAGAGUUGCAGGGCCAGGGGUCGGGAGGAGAGAUGAGUUGGCCCAGGGCUACACAGCAAAGCAAGGGAGUAGAGAGUCUUUGGCCAGCACGCUGUCUACCAUUCUGCCCUGCCUCUCACUGCCUACCUCCCCCUCUCUUUCUUCCCUUUUCAACAUCCUGCCUUCCUUUGUUGUUAAGAUGGCCAAAUAAUUCAUUUACUCUAAAUCAAUUGCCUGGAAACUACCUGCCUUUGACCCAAGAGCUGCUGUGUGAAAAGCUGCGAGGAGGAAGCCUCCAUGGAGGACAGAGGCCCAUGAGUACAGGGGCUGCCUUCGUUUUCUGCCUGAAUCUUUACUGUCUCUGCACAGCUCUGAUGGAAUUGAUGCUUUCUUUUGAGAAGCCAGGACCUCAUGGAGACUGAUUCUUGGGCUGCCAGUCGCUGGAGUGGAUGGAACCCUUGACCUCCUAGGCCAGGCCUCACUGCAGCUAUGCUAGGCGGCUCCUUGCAGUUUGGCCCUGGCCACUUUUAGGGAAGACUCUUACGAGUAUUUGCUGACCAGAGGAAGGGACCUCAUGGGCUUUUACACGUCCCACCAUCCAUGUCAGAGGAAUCUUCACAGCUGGUUGGUCAAAAACAGUCCUGGUACUUCCAUCAGGGAAUCAGGAGCAGAGGGCUGAGGGGGCUGCCAGGAUUUGGGCAGGCCAUCUGUGGAGAGGACCGACUGCCCUCAUCUGUGGAGGAAGAAAGGGAGGAAGCCUCCCAGAGGAGCACCAGGAGCAGCUGGAUGUCCCCAUCUGCAUCACAGUGGGAGGGAGUGCACAAGCAAAGGGCCAAGGGUCAGAAGUCCAACUUCCAGUCCCCACCCGGAUUAGGGCUGGCCAAGCUCCUGCUCUCCAUCAGUGGACAGGAAUGGUGGUAUGCCCUGAGGAAUUCAGAGCCCACCAGGACUUGCUGGGCCCACCAUUGGACAAGAGAAAUGAUUGGGUUGGACCAACUGUUGGUGAUGAGGUCCUUGGCCCUCUGCUUUCCCGGAGUUCUGCCCUGGGACAUGAUCUUGUAGGCUGCAGCUUUUUCUUGGCCCCCACUAGGGGCCCAGCUGGCAGCCCAGAGAUCGUAACCCAUCAGGGAGGUAUUGUCCUGUCUGUAAAGGAAAUUCAUCCUGUGCAAAGCUGGGGAUACCAAGCUCCCAAACCUAGAGGUUGGAAACAUCAGGCCAUUAAAACAGUCAUCAGGGAAUUAAAACCAGAGGCUUUUGCAGUUGGAAUGAAGUUCAGAGAACAUCUGUUCUGCAGUCCUCUCCUUUUAUAGAUAAGGAAACAGGCCCAGGAGAUUAAGUGAGUUGGCCAAAGUCACACAACAGAUCAGUGGCAGAACUGGGAUUAACCUCAUCCCUGUGGUUUGGACAACACUGUUUAGUCCUAAAACUGAAUGGUGGGUGAGGGGUUAGGCUGGCCAGACACCCAGCAAUGUCUGAGCAGCUGGUACCUUCAGGGGUGGGGAUGGGUGCCUGGGCUUGGGUUGUGGAGCGGCUGAAAGGGCCCAGGAGGGCUCAGGACAGCUGUGUGCUGCUUGGGGUUGGGUGUCCGCCUGGCUCACACUCAAUACCCACGGCCACCUGCCCAUUUUCUGUGCCUUAUCUCACUGUUUCAGCUGAGUCCAAGUUGUUUACUCUGUUCCUCUCCAGAGGGGCUCUCUGUCCCAGUUGGACAUCUUACCUUUGGGACAUAGCCUUUGCCCCCCAAACCGUGGAGAGGACCAAAAUCAAGCUGCUUGAGCCCACUGUCUUGCUGAUAGUCCAGGCCUGUCUGCCAGCCAGAGGAGUCCCUUAUGCACACCGAGUCCUACCAGCCUGCUUCCGGGAGCAGAGAGUGGGGAAGACACCUGGGAGGCAUCCCAUGAAGAGCUGGACUUAAACCUACAGAGCAGGAAGAUCUGACUGUCGGGUUGUCCAGCCCUGCAGGAGCAGCUUCCCUACUUACCUUUCCCCAUGUGCUACCAAAUGGUUGCUCCUUCCAGGGCAGAAACUGGCAGACACACGCAGAAAGCCAGAAGCCCUGUUCCUCACCCACGUGGGUCUAUGGCUGGGUGCAGGCCAGCAGAACAGGGACACGAAGAGAUGGAGAAGUGGGGACUGCCCAGCCACCCAGCACCUUCCUCCCCCUUAAGCAAGCACAAAGAAGAUGAGGCAGAGACUUGUCAGAGCUGAAAGUUCCUUUGGUCGCUCACAACUCAGGUAUGCACACCGCGUGGCAGCUGAGCAGCAGAGCCCUACUUGACCGCCAGUCCCAUGCACCCGGACCUGUGGCCAGAUUGUGGACUCUGGCUGCCUCAGGUGCCACCUCUUUGCAUAGGGUUUUCCUCCAUUAGUAACUACAGCUGACACAGACGUCCUCCACAUUGUGCGCACUGGUUCUGCCUUUGUCCUUGCAAGUUGAUUCUUGGCAUUAGCAUGAAACUUGUGGGUGUGGGAGGGUUUAGAGAGAAUUCUAACACAAAACAUCCUAUUAAAUUGUACUUGAGAGAUGAAAAAACUCCUGUUGUAUUUUGACAGAAUUAUUUUUAUUAAAAUACACGUCCAUGAGCAGUCA